AUGGGCCGCUACAGAAGCCGUAGUCGCGACAGGGACAGGCGGCGCAGGUCGCGCACUCGUUCGCGGAGCAGGUCACCGCGCGAUCGGAGGAGCUGGGGCAGCGGCGGACGCGACAGACCCUCCAGCAGUCGGAACAGUCGCGGGCAACCGGGCGCGAAUCUGCGGAAGCCGCGAUGGGACCUGAGCCGGCUGGAGCCCUUCAAGAAGGACUUCUACAUUCCUCAUCACGCGGUGCAGAAUCGGGAUUUGCGCAUCGUGGAGCAGUACCGGGCCGAGAAGGAGAUCACUCUCAGAGGCAAGAGCAUCCCGAAUCCUGUUCUCGACUUCGACGAGGCAGGCUUUCCGGACUACGUCAUAAGAGAGAUCAAAAGACAAGGCUUCAGCGAACCUACGUCGAUACAAGCGCAAGGAUGGCCCAUCGCACUGAGCGGACGGGACAUGGUGGGCAUUGCGUCCACAGGAUCCGGGAAAACGUUGUCCUACAUACUGCCCGCGAUAGUUCACAUCAACAGCCAGCCGAAAUUAAGUCGCAAAGACGGGCCUAUCGCUUUGGUAUUGGCGCCUACGCGAGAGCUCGCCCAGCAGAUUCAGCAGGUGGCCGAUGACUUUGGACAUUCGUCGGGCAUCAGGAACACCUGCCUGUACGGCGGAGCGCCGAAGGGCGCUCAAGCCAGGGAUCUGGACGGCGGGGUGGAGAUAGUCAUCGCCACACCCGGUAGAUUACUGGAUUUCCUCGAAUCCGGGAAGACGAAUCUGAAGAGAUGUACAUACUUGGUACUAGACGAAGCUGACAGGAUGCUGGACAUGGGAUUUGAGCCGCAAAUCAGAAAGAUCAUAGAACAAAUUAGACCAGACAGACAGACGCUAAUGUGGUCAGCCACGUGGCCUAAGGAAGUAAAAAAUUUAGCCGAGGACUUUCUUAAAGAUUACGCUCAAAUCAAUGUCGGUUCUUUGCAACUUUCAGCAAAUCAUAAUAUAUUGCAAAUAAUUGAUGUAUGUCAGGAGUAUGAGAAAGAGACUAAAUUAAGUACUCUAUUGAAAGAGAUAAUGGCGGAAAGUGAGAACAAAACCAUAGUGUUUAUCGAAACGAAGCGUAGAGUGGAUGAUAUAACGAGAAAGAUGAAACGCGACGGUUGGCCGGCGGUUUGCAUUCACGGCGACAAGACGCAACAGGAACGAGAUUGGGUUUUACAAGAUUUCAGAUCAGGCAAAGCACCAAUCCUUGUUGCUACAGACGUUGCCGCACGUGGACUUGACGUUGAAGACGUCAAGUUUGUCAUCAAUUUUGACUAUCCCUCCUGUUCCGAGGAUUAUGUCCAUCGUAUCGGACGUACCGGCCGCCGACAGAAGACCGGCACGGCGUACACCUUCUUCACGCCUAACAACGCCAACAAGGCCAACGAUCUGAUACAGGUGCUGAAGGAAGCGAAUCAAGUGAUAAAUCCGAAGCUGCUGGAGCUCGCCGACAGUAAAGCUGGCGGCUACGGCAGAAACAGAGGUGGAAGAAAUCGAUGGCGAUCACGAGGCGGCGGUGGAGGAGGCGGUGGCGGCGGCGGUCGUAACGGAAAGGAGCGCAGCUAUUCGCGAAGCAGAAGUCGAAGCUACAGCAGAGAACGCAACGGCCGCGGCAGUCGACGAAGCUACAGUCGUAGCUACUCGCGGAGUCGUAGUCCCAUCAGCAAUCGUAACGAAGUUAUCGGCAAGAGUUAUUGGAGUAGCGAGAGAUGAUCUUCCAGCGGCUGAUAAAGAAUGUGUGUAUGUUAAAACGCAGGUAAUUUUUUUCUUUUUUUUCGAGAGAGAGAGAGAAAGAGAGACGUUACGAUCGGUAAUGAAUCGUCUCAACGAAAUAUCUGCUAGAGUAGUAAUCUCAGCGAGAUUCGCGAGAGAAACGACAUCUCUAUGCCGAAUUCGGGAAACGAAUUGGAAAACGCUCUACUAUUAUAAAUCGUCUAAAUUCUUCUAGUGUACUCCGCCGAAUUCGGCAGCCUGAUGCUCAUCGCGAUUGAAUGGGUAGUUCGUCUACGACUACGAAUUUUUUACAGCCUCGGUAGUGCUCUGACCAUCUCAUGUAAGAGAAACUUUUAACGCGGGUGUGCAUGAACUUGACCAGCGAGAUUUACCGUGUACUUGCUAGUGAUAGAAGUGGUGGAGAAUAUGCUAUUUCAUAUCUUUUACUUCCUUUUGCAUCCCCAUGCCGCAUCUCUUCCUUUUCAAGCGUUAUCAAUAUACAUACCGGUCUAUAGGUACACUAGGUAAUGCAUAAACUACCGUUUAUACAUUUUUUUUUAUAAAACUUUAUGCUAUCUCUCACGUUAAUCCUCAUCCACGCUCAUCCGGUAAUACAAAAGGGCUAGGCUGUACGUGAACAAAUGAUGACGAUAUAAAUCUAUUAUCACUAUUUGCGCAUUGAACUUCCAGUGUAUAACGGUGUUUAAUUAGUAUUUAUAGAUCAUAAUAAAUUAUAGAUGUCUAGCGCGCGCUUAUUUGUAAUUCAUCUGUCUGUAUUCAGGCAAUUACGACAAACGAUAGUAACACUCGAUGUACAGUAUUUCAAUGACGUGAUAAAUAAAUUCGUAAAUGUCUGCAUUAUUUCAUAUUAUCUCUAAUAUCUUGCGUGCAUGCUUUCUGUGUGGGACUUGUGUUCGUCUCUUCCAACGAUCGCGUUGCGUCAAUAAUCUACUUACCUAUAAUGAAAACUUGGCGACAUUUGUAAAUUGUAUGCUGUUGAUUUAGCAAAGAAAUAAGUUGAAAGCAGAAAACAAGAUGAAAACUUGUGAUCGUCGCGCGCUUCGUUAAUUCACCGCUGAAACUUUUUUAGGAGAGUGACAGCCAAAGUGACUCACGUGGUAGGGGUCGGUUUUUUUCGCCUGUUCCGUUUAAUUUAAUUUUUAUCUUAAUUACAGUGGUAGUAACUUAAAGAUCUUACGGUAAUUUUAGAAUACCGAAUUCCGUUUGGCCUCUCAAUCCGGUGUUCUCAGUGCGUCAAUCUUGUUUCGUUUUCGCUUUGCGGACGGGGGCCGAUACUCUGCGGCCACUCGUAGCGUAGUGCUUGACGACCAGGAACGAUUAUUACUCGACCAAUAAUAUAAGAUGUACACCGGUGUAAUUGACGAUCUAAUAAGUUCAGUGGGGAAGAUUCCUUUCGUUCUUUUUUUUUUUAUCGGACUAUGUGCCACGAUACAAAUUUAUUAUGUUACACAUCUUGGAAUAUCGUGCGCUUAAAUGCACUCACGAAUCACAAACAUGCAAUAUCUUUCUUACGUUCUCGAGACGCGUGAUCGCUCGAGUCGAUUGUUUUUUCCCCGCCGCUUUCGCCAAGGGGGGAGGACACAAUCUUUUACGAUUAUUGUGGACAACGUACAAUAUCCGCUCGUCGAUACUUAUUCCGGGGCGAGCGCGGUUUUCAAGGGAUUAAUCGAGAUGGAGGGGAGGGGAAAGAGGUGAUCUCGAACGACUCGAUCGCGAUUACGAGGUGGUCCACACGCGCGGUCUCGACCGAAAGCUUUCGGGUUGCACAUUCGAAUCGAAUCAAAAGACACAGUAAAUUUCUAUCAACCAUCGCGUUUCACACAGUUUAAAUUGAUGAUGGUUCGACAUAAAAAUUUACUGUGCCUGUCACUUUCAGAAUGCUGGACUCAGCAUUCAUAUCCGUAGGAUGCACCGUGUAUGUUAUACUUCUGGCCGAGGCCGCACCGGCGGAUCCGCUCGCCGUCCAUUUCGUGAUUGUAAGAAAACGACACACCGCCGAUGUUCCAAUCGUAACGUUAAUUAACGAGUACGAUUUUCCCAUCGGGCUGUAGCCUCGCGAUACAACGUGCCGCGGAUAAACGCAUUUCCUCGCGGAAACGUACAUGGAUAUUUGUACGUGUGUGCACACGCGUGUAACAAGCUCCUUGCAGUUGAGUUGAGAGGGGUAAAGGAGGGAUUUAUUUUUUUUUUUUACAGGGCUCAGCAUGCUUCGUUCACAUAUAUUACAACGUACGCAUAUAACAAUAACAUUAAAAUCCUUUUAGGUGUGUCUUCGGACAUGGGAGAGAGAGAGAGAGAGAGAGAGAGAGAGAGAGCUAUGGCGCGCUUAUAAUUAUAUCCUCGAUACAACAGGAUCGUACUUUGUGUGCGUGCGAGGGUCAUAUAUUUCAUGUGUUAUGUGUAAUAAGUUCGCGUGUGUAUAUGUGUCUAUGGUGAGACACUAUGUGUUUCUCGGGUCGUGUGCGAAUCGAUCUCGCCUGGACCCGAAGUUAGAGCUCCAAGCAAGCAAGUGACGAGUGUGAGGGGUGAGGGUGAAAAUUUUACACGGUCGUCCUUAACUUCCGGUCACCGUGUAUCCUCCUCAGCGUGGACGCGAACGCCAGCUUCCGAUCUCCGUUCCGGAAUCCGCUUUCAGCUCUUCUCUUUCUUUUCAGCACUUUACUCACGUUGGAAGAACUGAGGAGGAUACCCGCGUCUGUCGGUGACACGUGUGCCUGCAGCGCGUGCGUGCAGCGGAUUCGAUGAAAUCUAUAAUUAAACGUCAGUCAAUUGUCCGCAGCCGUUAAGGUACUCAGAGAGCCUCGUCUUCAAGAUCCAAGGAGCAGCGGCUUCUCGAAGAGAGGAAGCGAACCGGUGAUGGGAGACGAGACAACGCGUUGGAAGCGGUUCUCGGUCGCAAAUUAAACAUACAAAUCGAGUUCAAUCCCUCGCUUUUAACAUAAGCUACGUUAAUGCAAAUCAAACGAAUAUAUAUAUAAAACCCAGGAAUAUAGUAUAGUCUCUCGGAGAGAGGAUGUUUCUCCUCGCUCGUUACAACUGCUCUGUACAAUUGCGGUGUUAAGAGAUCUCGUGGUAUUUUACGCGCAAAACGAUAUAUAAUCUCUCGAUCGACUUGUGGCUUCUCGCGUGAGUGGAAACGAAGCGAAAUAUUCCGAAAUUCAUGACGCAUCUGUCGAAAUUGGUUUUUCUCUUUUCGAGAAUGGCGUGAAAGAUUUCGCGCGGAUCAUCCUAUUAGCCUGAUCCUUGAUUAGCCCUGCGAGAGAUUCCGCAGCUGUUUAAGUUCGUUAAUUCGGACCGUGGCGACGCACCGGAUGAAUUUCGCGCAUGGCACAGACACCUUGCGCGCGGAUACGGCCAUCGGGAGGCUCGUUUAAACGCACACACACCAUCGCGAUUUAUUAUAUGUAUGUACAGCCAACGAGGCGCAGGACAGAUUACGCGCGAUCUAUCGCCGAUCUCUACGUGUAAUCGCUUCGCAAAUACUGGCUUUGUGUCCCUUUAAGUCUCUCACGUAGGACACAUACGGAGAGACAUCCCUAAAUAUACACGGGUGUGUGUCGCACCCGCCCCGCGGAAGCUUCACCCGCGGAAGCCGGUAAUAUCGGGUGUUUACGCGGAAACCACGAUGUGUCCACGCGUACUAUAUCCAAACCGCACAUACACGUAGACACGAUACAGAUAGGCACGGAGUAAAAUACCGAGUGAACUUAGCAGGAAAACAGGAAACCGAGGAUGACCAUCGGGCCGUCUACACUAUGCGUCUACCGAUCCGAUUAUACUAUACAAGAAUACGUUGAAACAAUCGGUAUAAAGAAUGAGAAGAAUUGGGUGUUCCUUCCGAUUAUUGCUUCACAUCACGUUCGUGAUUAAUACUGCACAGUUAUUGUUCGUCUACUUGGAUUACGUCAUUACGAUAUUGGUUCGGAUACCUUACGCAUAGUCGCGCAACUGGCACCGGGCGAAUCGCUCCCGAUUCCUACGUGUACAAUCCGAAUUCUACGCAAAUACGUCAGCGCUCUUCUCGGGAUUACACGAGGUGAGAGGUGGGAGAGCUUGAUGACGACUUACGAGUCGAGAGAUUACAGUGUGCACUUGUUCGCUUCUGUUCCGAUUUCACCAAUGCUCAAUGUUGAAUUUCCAGGAAAACGAUAAUCGGGUCAUCGCUCGGCGUCACCGAGACGAACUAUUGAACUAUUAUCCAUGAUGAGAGAGAGAGUGAGUCUCCUUCCCGAAAGGGUCGAAGAGAAACAAAUUCGUGCGAAUGUAUCCUCGAUUGCCGAGAUCGUGCGAAUGAAAAAUAAUUCUCGCCUGGCUAAUGAUGCGGUUUCCAUCCCUCCGGGGAUUUUAAAGAAGCCCGCCUAAACGUUACUCGAAUAAUCCCUCUAAUAGUGUGAAUCGUGACGUAAAUAUAAACUCGUUACCCUCGCACAGCUUGAUAAUCCCUUUACGGUAAUUACUUUUGAAAAGUGCGGCGAUUCGUUAUAAAAAAACACAGUCGUGAAUGACAUAUCUGCAUUUUUACGACGAUUAAAUCUUUCAUGAGAACGCGUUCCGUUCUUUCUUCGCGCUUCAUGGAACCAGAUUGGCAUGUUGCACCUCGAGACAGAUUCACUUUGCGCUAUUUAUAAAGACGAAUGUCGGAUGUCAGAACGACGGAAUCGAUUUAUAAGUUUUCUCGCGUC
This is a messenger RNA of Wasmannia auropunctata (little fire ant), 6431 nucleotides long. RefSeq names its product probable ATP-dependent RNA helicase DDX17. Lineage: Eukaryota; Metazoa; Arthropoda; Insecta; Hymenoptera; Formicidae. Gene Ontology annotation, molecular function: RNA helicase activity; ATP binding; RNA binding. The record is from RefSeq and is a predicted model, not a curated record. The coding region runs from base 1 to 1728 and encodes 575 amino acids. The transcript has 8 exons. Gene Ontology annotation, cellular component: cytoplasm; ribonucleoprotein complex; nucleus.